UGUAGAAAGUAUUAUUUAAUACACUAUUUAGUGCACUUGUAUAGGGGAUAGUGACUGAUUUGGGAUUUAACCGUGGUCGAUUUUUACCCCUAAAGCUAAGUAACGCGAAUGAUAUUGAAGAAGACAGAAACUGAGUAGCUGAGUGAAGAAGAAGAAGCAGAAGAAGAAGAUGGCUACAGGUGAUGUGAAAGGAAGUCUCAGGAAGCUGCAAGCGUCUCUCCGGUCUGUAAAAUACCCCAGAGAUGUUGAUUAUCCGGGCUUAGCUAAAGGAGAUCCGUCGUGCUGUCUGCCCAUCGUGAGCUACGCCUUCACCUCCUUCUCCACCGCUGUAGCUGAACACCUGGUGGAGUUAGGCAUCGAGCUCACGGGAAAAAACGACCUGAGCUUCAUGGAGUCCGUUUACAAGGUCCUGCGUGAUCUCUUCAGUUAUAAACCCUUGUUGACUAAGCAGCAGUUCCUGCAGUUCGGUUUUGCCGAGAGGAAGAUCGCUCUUCUCUGCGACAUCAUCGGCUUCGUCCUGGACAAACACAAACAGCUCACUAAAGGCACUAAGCCUGUCGGUCAGCUGAGAAGGAGGCAGCUCUCUCGCAGUGACUCCAAAUCUGUGGAAUAUUCACCACCUAGAGAGACCCAGAGGACACCAGGCCAGAAAGUAGUUUCGAGCAGGUCUCUGGUGGAGAGGCACGUGGGUCACCGAUCUCCAGCGCACCUCAGCUUCUCCUCAGACGAUCAGCAGCUGCACGAGGAUCAGGAAGCGGACGAGGAGGGAAGACGGAGAUCUCAUGACCGAGAUGUUCCUCAACCUGCUGCUCACACAGAGUGUGUGUUGGAGAGCAGAUUGAGAGCGGUGGAGGCAGGGCUGCAGCAGUGUGUGUGCAAGCUGGAGCAGCAGCUGAGCAUGCUGGACGUCAGAGUGCAGGCGCUGGAGAAGAGCACAGCUGGAAAGAUCUGUAUAGAGCGCAGUGCGUGGGAGGAGCUGGAGAACCGGGUACUGCUGCUGGAGACGGGACUGACGUUAACGCGGGCACAGGAUCCGAUGAGAACGGGUGGAGUCGUGAGUGUGGCGAUGAGCCAGCACCCUGAUGAGACGGCAGAUUUGGAGAGGAUUAGUAGUUCCACUCUGGCACACCAAACCUCACCAGCCAACCAAUUAUCAUCAUCCUCAGAGGAAAAUAUUAAAGAGAGACUGGAGAGAAUAGCCAGUAUGAUGAAGGACACAUCCAGCCUUUUGAAGAAUAUCGAGCCUACAAUAUGAGUUUAUAUGACAGUGUUCAUCAUCAGGUGUGUUUAACACAUCCAAAUGAAUGUAGAGGCGUAAAGGGAAGGAAAAGCUCUUCAGAUGACAAGUCGGGUUAAAUUCCUCAUCGCUGUAUUUAUUUAUACUGUUUAGUGGGCAAGAUGUAGUGAUGAUGUAAGCUGCUUCGUAGUGAAUUUCCAUUAUGACUGUAAUUUUUUUAAGCUCAGAUGUCCUUUUUUAACGCAGUGUGACUUUGUAUUCAUGCUGGAACUGCAUUUCUCCGUUUCGUGCCUUUUGGCUGAGGUUAAGUGUCAUUGAAGUGCCUUGUCCAGUAGAUGUCCCUGUAAUGCUGUACCUCAGAUUAACGUGCCUUUGCUGCCCUCUGUGGUUCAUGAUGUGCAUUACCACGAUGUUCUCAGCACAGAGGUAAAAACAUGUUGUAUUCAAUUUGUAUUUUUAUAUCAGCCUGGCUUUCAGAUCAAGUAAAACCACAGACGUAAUGAAUGAUA
Pangasianodon hypophthalmus (striped catfish) is the source of this 1746-nucleotide messenger RNA. It is a transcript of the gene cep44, whose product is annotated as centrosomal protein 44. Lineage: Eukaryota; Metazoa; Chordata; Actinopteri; Siluriformes; Pangasiidae. The transcript has 11 exons. Bases 170 to 1255 code for a protein of 361 amino acids. Gene Ontology annotation, cellular component: centrosome; spindle pole. The record is from RefSeq and is a predicted model, not a curated record.